This is a messenger RNA of Pseudonaja textilis, 1793 nucleotides long. It is a transcript of the gene IFFO2, whose product is annotated as intermediate filament family orphan 2. Lineage: Eukaryota; Metazoa; Chordata; Lepidosauria; Squamata; Elapidae. The record is from RefSeq and is a predicted model, not a curated record.
CUUCGGCGAGGCGGCCGCGGCGAUGAUGCUGGGCGACCCGGCGGCCUUGGAGGAGCCUCCCCCGGCGGCGGCCUCGGCGCUGCGGAGCGAGCUGGGCUCGCACCUGCACCUGCUGAAGGGGCUGAACGUGCGCUUCCGCUGCUUCCUGGCCAAGGUGCACGAGCUGGAGCGCCGCAACCGGCUGCUGGAGAAGCAGCUGCAGGCCGCGCAGGUGGGCGAGCGCGAGCGCCGCCUCCGCUACCGCCGCUUCCCCAGGCACCAGGCCGUGCAGACCGACCCGGAGCCGCCUCGGGGGGCCGCCGCCGCCGCCGCCUCCUUCGCCCCGUCCUCCUCCUCGGCUGCUUCUUCCUCCGCUUCUUCCUCCUCCUCCUCCUCCUCCUCGGCUGCCUCCGCUUCGCCUUACGGCCGCCUGCCCGGCACCAUCUGGAGCUACACGCAGGUGCGGCGGACGGGAGGAGGCGGCCUGGAGACCCUGCAGGGGCCCGGCGUCUCCUGGGUCCACCCGGACGGCGUGGGCGUCCAGAUCGACACCAUCACGCCCGAGAUCCGCGCCCUCUACAACGUCCUGGCCAAAGUCAAGCGCGAGAGGGACGACUACAAGGGCAGAUGGGAAGAGGAAGUGGCCAAGCGGAUGCGGCUGGAGUCGAUGGUGGAGACGCUGCAAGAGGAAGCACAGGAGGCUGAAGCUCUCCAGGAGGAGCUGAAUGAGAAAAUCGAGAGGCUCAAAGCCGAACUGGUGGUCUUCAAGGGCCUGAUGAGCGAUCCCAUGACCGACCUGGACUCAAAGAUCCAAGAGAAAGCCAUGAAAGUGGACAUGGACAUCUGCCGGCGUAUUGAUAUCACAGCCAAGCUGUGCGAUGUAGCACAGCAGCGCAACUCGGAAGACGUUUCCAAGAUAUUCCAGGUGGCCUCCAAGAAGAAGGAACGCCGGUUCACAUCGGAAGAAGACGUGGCUGAGCCGGACACGGACAACGCCCGCUUCUCGGAGGAGGACGUCAGCUGCUCUCUGAACAUCACCGACGAAAUGAAGAGGAUGUUCAAUCAGUUCAGGCGGGAGACCUUCGAUUUUGAUGACGACUGCGACAGCUUGACGUGGGAGGAAAACGAAGACACUCUGCUCCUGUGGGAGGACUUUACCAACUGCAACCCGACCGUGGAGCUCCAAGGAGAGCAAGAGGAGAACCUGGGGAACCUGAUCCACGAAACGGAGUCUUUCUUCAAAACCCGAGACAAAGAAUAUCAGGAGACGAUAGGGCAGAUCGAGCUGGAACUGGCCACCGCCAAGAGCGACAUGAACCGCCACCUCCACGAGUACAUGGAAAUGUGCAGCAUGAAACGGGGCCUGGACGUCCAGAUGGAGACCUGCCGGCGGUUGAUCAAAGGCUCUGCGGAAAGAAAUUCCCCCUCGCCCAGCUCCCUCGCCAGCAGCGACUCGGGGAACACGGACGAGAUUCCAGACGACUUCGACAGAGAAGCAGACGUGGAGCCCAUGGUCAGCUGAUGAACGCCCAGAGCGUUGGGGCGCAGGGCUUGCGGGGCUCGGUUUGGCGGGACGGGGAGAACCAGAAAACUUUGGGAGAAAACAAACAAACAAAAACAAAAAAAACAAAACACACCUGGACAAAAGUUGAAACCUUUGCAGCACGGGGGCGGAAUCCAGGACCUUCCAAGCGUCCUCCGCCGGCAUUCCCGGAGGGCCUCGGCCCCCCCGCGUCAUCUCAGGAUUGGUGCUGUGAAAACUUUCGUACUGUUCCCUCGGACGAUGACAAAUGUGACAAAAAAAAACCAACAAC